Sparassis crispa is the source of this 177-nucleotide messenger RNA. RefSeq lists its product as hypothetical. The coding region runs from base 1 to 177 and encodes 58 amino acids. The record is from RefSeq and is a predicted model, not a curated record. The transcript has 2 exons. NCBI's taxonomy places the organism in Eukaryota, Fungi, Basidiomycota, Agaricomycetes, Polyporales, Sparassidaceae.
AUGGUGUCUGUUGCAGGUCCCAGUGCGACUGGUGGCGUACCUUCUGUGGACGACGUCUCACCGAUAUCCGAUUUUUCAAUGCACCUUGACAUGGAUGUCGUCCCUUCCAUGUCCUCCGAUCUGACGGCUAUUGAGCCCACGGCACCCAUACCUACGUUCUACACUCCUGACGGCUGA